Acaulospora morrowiae is the source of this 133-nucleotide messenger RNA. The record is from the annotation of a GenBank genome assembly. NCBI's taxonomy places the organism in Eukaryota, Fungi, Glomeromycota, Glomeromycetes, Diversisporales, Acaulosporaceae.
AUGAAGCUCUCAAAGCGGAAUAUGCAUAAGAAAUUAGCUAGAUAUGCCAAGAAAGCAAAGCUCGGAGAACAACCUAAUCCAACAAUAGAAAUAGAGACCAAUCCUAUCUUCGAUAUCAGUAACGAAAAGGAUG